Molecule: messenger RNA, 519 nt
Organism: Magnolia sinica
Lineage: Eukaryota; Viridiplantae; Streptophyta; Magnoliopsida; Magnoliales; Magnoliaceae
Exons: 1
Coding region: 1-519 (172 amino acids)
Source: RefSeq, a predicted model, not a curated record
AUGGAAGAAACAGAGCCACCGUUCAUCGACGACAACAUAAGCUCUGCCCUACCCUCAAGGUUCCGAAUGCCACCCAUCACCCCAUUCUCGGGUUCUGGGGACCUUACUAAGCAUCUGGAAUCCUUUAAAGCUUGGAUGAAGCUCCAAUCGGCAUCCAAGCCAAUCAUGUGCCAUUCCUUUUCCUUAACUUUGGCAAGAGCUAUGCAGAGCUGGUACAAGCAACUGAAGUUAAAGUUGAUCAGUUCCUUUGCUAAUCUCAGCAAGGCAUUCCUAACACAGUUUAUUAUCAGAAAAGAACGAAGAAAACCGUCCACUCACCUACUCACCAUCAAGCAAAGAGAAGGUGAAACGCUGAAGGACCACAUCAUCCAAUUCAAUGGGGAGGCAAUGCAGGUCAAUGACUACUCGAACAAAAUAUCCCUGACCACCAUGAUAGCCAGUCUCAGGGAAGGGAGGUUCCUCUUUUCAAUAGGCAAGAACCCUCCAGCAACUCUAGGUGAGCUCAUGAAUUGGGUGUAA